AUGUCUACCGUGUCCGACCUUGUUGCGGCGUCAGCAGCCCUUCGGAGUCCAAAUAACCUUUCAAAUGAGGACUAUGACCGUCAACUGCGUGGUCAUGUUACACACGUCCGACGAUUGAUAUCGAAGAGAGAUCUGGGCUCCAUCGCUCGUGAUGAUGCACUCUUGGAUCAAUUUGAUCCCUCAAAUGACUCAAUCACCUAUCUGUUUCUUCUACAUCUUCAAAUCCAAACCCUCCGGGAGGAGUCUAGCGGGACCCUGCCAGCAGAAUUACUCCCAUUAGGAUCAUUUUGGUCAAAGGCAGCGCACUACUUGAGGACAUUUGACUGCAUCCAAGUCAGAUAUGCCGGUCAUGAAUGGCUCCAGUUGGUCGAAUUCAUGGGACUAGCUUCGCAGGGUUCUUCGAAGCCUAUCUUGACUGCCCAGCUUAUCAGGGAUGCGCUUUUGCGACUUGAUCCAUCAUGUGCUGUCUUGACAUCAACCCACGUACUUCUAACCCAGCUUUGUCUUGCGUCUCGAGCGUAUACCUGUGCAUUGCCAGUCUUGGACAAACAGAUUCGCCACAUUCCUGCGCUACCAAAUCGUGCUCCAUCUAACUCAAUAUCGGCACUAUGCGCGGAGCACGAAUCAAGUUUAUCAUUCAUCAAUGAGACCACUGGUCUUUCGUCUAAGCUGUCGUACAGAGACUACCUUCGGUACUUUCUAUAUGGUGGGAUGAUUUAUUUGGCACUGAAGGAAUGGCGUAAGGCAUCGCACUUCUUGGGCACUGUGAUCUCUAUGCCGACCUUGGGCUCUGUGAGCAUGAUAAUGGUUGAGGCUUAUAAAAAAUGGAUACUUGUGGGGCUACUUGAGAAGGGCAAGCUGUGUUCGCCACCGAGUAUAACUGCAUCUCAUGUUGUCAAAACAUUGCAAUCCCUGGUCAAACCCUACAUCAGCCUUGCUCAUACCUUUGAGCGUGGUGAUGUAAAGAAGCUAGAGGUAGAGGUUGAUGCUGCUCGAGAUAUUUGGUGUCAGGAUAAUAAUAUGGGCCUUGUCUGCCAGGUUGCCAGUGCAUAUUCAAGACAUUCACUGAUCAAUACCAGUAAAGUCUUUGCGGCCUUGACUGUGUCAGAAGUCUCAUCACACAUAUCACUGUUAUCUACAGAUACUGAUGAAGUUGGCGAGGCCAAUAUAGCAUCGCUUGUUGUGGCUGGCACUAUAGAUGCGACAUUGGUGCACUUACAUCCCCAUUCAAGGGAUACAAUGCUGCGGUUCCCAGAUGUAUCCUCUUGGGAAGAGGUCUCCUAUGAGACUAAGAUACAAUCACAGUUCCAAGAAGAGGGACAAAUCCUCAAAUCUCUCUUUGUUGGUAUGGAGGAAAAUAGCAAGAGGCUAGGUUUAAGUGAUGAGUUUAUUGAUCAUGUUAUCAGAGGUCAACUUUGGCCUACUGCUGGAAGUAUGAACCCAUCCCUAGGUGGAAACGCUGGUUCAGAAAUGGAGGAAGAUAUUAUGGGUGAUUUAUCCUAG
Penicillium odoratum is the source of this 1503-nucleotide messenger RNA. RefSeq names its product putative COP9 subunit 3. NCBI's taxonomy places the organism in Eukaryota, Fungi, Ascomycota, Eurotiomycetes, Eurotiales, Aspergillaceae. The record is from RefSeq and is a predicted model, not a curated record. The coding region runs from base 1 to 1503 and encodes 500 amino acids. Gene Ontology annotation, cellular component: COP9 signalosome. The transcript has 5 exons. Gene Ontology annotation, biological process: ubiquitin-dependent protein catabolic process.